Messenger RNA from Aspergillus ochraceoroseus IBT 24754, 2114 nucleotides. RefSeq names its product metallophosphoesterase family protein. Gene Ontology annotation, cellular component: cytoplasm. The record is from RefSeq and is a predicted model, not a curated record. Gene Ontology annotation, molecular function: phosphoprotein phosphatase activity. Bases 140 to 1831 code for a protein of 563 amino acids. Lineage: Eukaryota; Fungi; Ascomycota; Eurotiomycetes; Eurotiales; Aspergillaceae. The transcript has 3 exons.
CUUGAGAUGGCCUGCCUGUAGGUCUUCGUUUCUGCUACGAGCCCCUGAACUUGCUGCGUGGCCUGGACUUUUCCAUCAUGCUCCAGCGCUCGCCUGCACUAUACUUGGUCAGAACUACCCAGGGGUGCCAUUGUGUAUCAUGACACGCCGACUCGUUCGAGCGGGCAUCCAGCUCGCGAUAUUCGCUUCUUUUGUACUACUUCUCAUCGUCACUUUAGACAAUAGGUUCCGUGUCCUCCCAGCGUCGAUUCACGGCCAUCUCCCUUCUCAUUACACCGGCUUUGUCGUCACCGAUGUCACCGUGGUGACCUGCUCAACUAUCAAUGUCUUUUCAAGCUGCAAAUCUACAUCGCCAACAUGGUUUCAAGUCGAAAAGGAUCUGUAUCUGCGGACGGGGUGGACUUCGGCUGCGUUUGUUCGAUUCCAGCGGAAGAAGGAGGAGGAGCUGCUCCUAACGGAUAAGGUUGUCGUUGACCUCAAAAUUAGCCGACUUGCCCCAGAGUUCCACGACGAUCCCAGCCAGGAUAAGGAAGGUUGGGAGCAGCGCCCCGGUGGAAUCUGGUUGAAGCGAUCUGCAAAGCGACACGUGAGUGACUCUGGCAACGCCAUAACCUCCAUUGACGUCUUAUUCGGUGCCGAUGCCGUUGACCCGCGCCUCGGUUGGGAGGUGAAGGAUACCCCACUGCUUCUGGAUAGUCGGACAGAGCUCUUGGAGGCUCGGAUCACUGUCCGGAGAGGAGAUCCACCGAAGACCAGGAAACCUGUGCCCAGGAUCAACGAAAAUGGUCGGUUCAAGAUCAUGCAGUUGGCAGAUUUGCAUCUGAGCACUGGUCUUGGUGUCUGUCGAGAACCCGUCCCGCCUGAGCUGGUCCCCGGGCAAGGGUGUGACGCGGACCCACGGACGCUGGAGUUUGUGGAGCGGCUCCUAGAUGAAGAGCAGCCGGACAUGGUUGUUCUGAGUGGCGACCAGGUGAAUGGCGAUACAGCCAAGGAUGCGCAGAGUGCGCUUUUCAAGUCUGUCAAAUUACUCAUCGACCGCAAGAUUCCGUAUGCCGCGAUUUUCGGGAAUCACGAUGACGAGGGCGACCUGGAUCGUACUCAGCAGAUGACUAUUUUGGAAGAUCUGCCGUACUCACUAUCAUCGGCUGGCCCCGAAGAUGUGGACGGAGUUGGCAACUAUAUCGUGGAAGUUCUCGGCCGUGGAAAGACAGAUCAUUCCGCACUAUCGCUUUACCUCCUUGAUACACACUCCUACUCCCCCGACGAAAGACAGUUUCGAGGAUACGAUUGGAUUAAACCUAACCAGAUUCGGUGGUUCAAGAAUACCGCCCAGGGGCUGAAAGCCAAACACCACGAAUACACGUACAUGCACAUGAAUCUGGCUUUUAUUCACAUUCCCCUUCCCGAAUUCGCUCAUCUCGAUAACUACUACCGAGGAAACUGGUCCGAGGCUUCGACUGCCCCCGGAUUUAACUCGGGGUUCAAAGACGCCCUUGAAGAAGAGGGCAUUCUUUUCGUUAGCUGUGGACAUGACCACGUCAACGACUAUUGCAUGCUCGGUAAAGACCAAGAUGAGAAGCCAUCGCUCUGGAUGUGCUACGGCGGAGGAGCGGGUUUUGGCGGAUAUGCAGGGUAUGGCGGUUACAUCCGGCGCGUGCGGUUCUUCGAAUUUGACAUGAACCCCGGACGCGUAGUGACAUACAAGCGCCUUGAAUAUGGCGCAACAGAGGCCAGAAUCGAUGAAAUGAUGAUUGUCGACGGAGGCGCGGUCAAAGGACCCGAGGUAGAAGAGGUACCGCAAGAGCCGCCGAUUCCCGACAGGGUUGUAUAAAUCAUACACACAAGGCACCUUCUGAGCGGUAUCAUUUGCCUUGCAUAAUCUAAUGCACCCGCGGACAACAUCUUGUUAUGUAAAAGUCUUUUCCUUCUCUCUCUUGUGUAUAUAGUAUGAGCCGGCAUAUUGUUGAGGUGGCGUUGGUUGAGGUAAAAUGUCCAACAUUAUUAAUUAAAUCUUUACGAUAAGAAGAAGAGAAGGAUCCCAGAUGCAAACACCAAAUUUCUUGAACCAUAUAUCAUAUAUACGAGUACUAUGUUCAAUCUACUCCAUUCCUCCC